This is a messenger RNA of Culex pipiens pallens (northern house mosquito), 2500 nucleotides long. RefSeq names its product serine/threonine-protein phosphatase 4 catalytic subunit (gene Pp4-19C). Gene Ontology annotation, biological process: double-strand break repair via homologous recombination; peptidyl-serine dephosphorylation. Lineage: Eukaryota; Metazoa; Arthropoda; Insecta; Diptera; Culicidae. The transcript is spliced from 4 exons. The coding region runs from base 375 to 1298 and encodes 307 amino acids. Gene Ontology annotation, cellular component: nucleus; cytoplasm. The record is from RefSeq and is a predicted model, not a curated record. Gene Ontology annotation, molecular function: protein serine/threonine phosphatase activity.
AGCGUGUAGUCUCGGUCCGUCUGGCAUCACGUCGUCGACCGAAUCGCGGCAGUGGCGAGUUUCAGUGCUUGGGCUCUCAAAUUCUCGAAAAAACCCGUGCAAAAUCCACUUAAAAGCUUGAUUUUUUGCUUUCACUCGAAAGUCCCCUCCCGGCUGCAGCCUUUUUCUUCGACAUCUCUUCCACGGUGGUGUGUGGCAAGCAGGAGAAAGAAAGCAACACGCACAUCUCUCACUCACUCACACACACAAUCUCGAGCCAGAGGCAGCUUCACGCAGAAAUCGCGACAAGAUCGGAGAGUAGACUCAAAGACCACGGCCUCGCGAAACGGAACGAACGCUUGCCGCAAGAACACAACUAGCCCGAGGUCACAGCAAUGCCCGAUUACAGUGACCUGGACCGGCAGAUUGAACAACUGAAGCGGUGCGAAAUCAUCAAGGAGAAUGAAGUGAAGGCGUUGUGCGCCAAGGCACGGGAGAUCCUGGUCGAGGAGGGCAACGUCCAGCGGGUGGACUCGCCGGUUACGGUUUGUGGUGACAUUCACGGCCAGUUCUACGAUCUGAAGGAACUGUUCAAGGUGGGCGGCGAUGUGCCGGAGACGAACUACCUGUUUAUGGGUGAUUUCGUGGACCGAGGCUACUACAGCGUGGAAACCUUUUUGCUUCUGCUAGCCCUGAAGGUGCGCUACCCGGACCGUAUCACGCUGAUCCGUGGCAACCACGAGUCCCGCCAGAUCACCCAGGUGUACGGGUUCUACGACGAGUGUCUGCGCAAGUACGGCUCGGUGACGGUGUGGCGCUACUGCACCGAAAUCUUCGACUACCUGUCGCUGUCGGCCAUCAUCGACGGCAAGAUCUUCUGCGUGCACGGCGGUCUGUCGCCGUCGAUUCAGUAUUUGGACCAGAUUCGCUCGAUCGACCGCAAACAGGAGGUGCCCCACGACGGACCGAUGUGCGACCUGCUGUGGAGUGACCCCGAGGACACUCACGGCUGGGGCGUUUCGCCACGUGGCGCCGGAUAUCUGUUCGGCUCGGACGUGGUGUCGCAGUUCAACGCGGCCAACGACAUCGACAUGAUCUGCCGAGCUCACCAGCUGGUCAUGGAGGGAUACAAGUGGCACUUUAACGAGACAGUCCUAACCGUGUGGUCCGCACCCAACUACUGCUACAGAUGCGGCAACGUGGCGGCCAUCCUCGAGCUGAACGAGAACCUGCAGCGCGACUUUACCAUCUUUGAGGCGGCACCCCAGGAAAGCCGCGGCAUUCCGUCGAAGAAGCCCCAGGCCGACUACUUCUUAUAAAAGUGAACGACAACCAACUCUGCAUGGUUUCUCCGGCUGCUGCUGCUGUUUACUUAAACUUGGAACCUUUAAACCUCAACCCAACAGCCACCACAAACGCGUCCCCUCUUCCAGCCUUCCCCUCUCCUUUCUCUUUGUUCCGUUUCCUUGAGCCCUUGUGCGCGUACGUCUAGGAUUUAAAUGUUUCGUUUUUUUUACGUUAGACCAACGGACAAAGCCGCUUUCUACUAGUUUUUUUUAUAUCAGCGCUAUUUUUUAAAAGUAUCAUUUGUAAACAGUUUUUUUUUCUCUUGAACAUAAGUAUACCUGACUUUAGAAACGAAACAAACAGAAUGUUUCUUGCAUUGAAGAGAGAACGCAGAGAAGAUAUAAUAUACUCAACCAAUUGUAUCAUACAGCAAAGAGAGAAAAACAAAACGGGAAAUAAUCGUGUAUAGAAACAAUAGAAUGAAAACACUGUGUAUGUUUACUGUUUGUUUAGUUUCACGACUGCUACUGCUGCUUCGAGAAAAGGAAAUCCAAAUUGUCUUUUGUGUAAACAAACAUCAAGCAAAUUAUGAAAUAUCAAAGCUGAAAUCAUGCAAAACAGUAGCAAACAAACAACAACUCCGUAGACUGCCGAUCGAUAACAAGUAAAGUAAAUCAAGAUAACAAUGAGAAGAAGGAUCGAUACUAACACACCCGUAGACAAAACCCCAUUAUUACAACAGCUCUAGUAUUUAUAUUACAGGAUAAGACUAAUCUAUAAUGUAUGGUAAAGUAAAAACAGAAAAAAAAUAAACAAUUAAGACAGAACCAGAGUUCAUCAACCACAACAAAAAAAAAAACACAUCUGCUUCAGUUCCACAACCAGCAUCGUUCACCGCGCAAAAAAAAAUCAAGAUUAAAAACCAUUUUCCGACGUGCCUGAAAAUAAUCCUUUUUCGAUGAGACGACUCGCGAAAACAAAAAGGACUGGCGGGCAGCAAAACCAACACAAACACAAAGGAGAAAUUUGAAUUACAAACAACAACAUUUAAAAAAAAAAUCAGCAAACAAACUGGUAAAUCAAGUGUGUAAAUUAUCAUUAUUUUUUCUACAACAGUUUGUGUGCGGCAAAUUCCGUGGGCGGUGAAAAAAAAAAUAGAUCGAGAGUAACACACAUCUUCUAUAGUUUAUAGCGUAAAGUGAUACAAAUAAUAAAUCUUAUAAGACAAACAAAU